CCGAAGAUGAAGGUGUCCAUCCCCACCAUAUCAGGUGCUGCUACUUCUGAGACCUCAUCCCGGGCUGACGACCCUGAGAUGGAGGACGCAGCAACCUCAAAACCUGCUCCAUCCAAUGUUGUUAUCACUCUCCCUGAUGAUGAUGAAGAUGAGGAACCGCUGAAGCAAAGAAGGAGUAGGAAAACGUCUGCCGGCAGGGUGCCCCAGGAUGUGACGGUGCCUGAGACUCUGGUCGCGGAGGAGGAGAACACCACUCGACACACUGUGUCCUUCGUAGAUCCACUGACGAGUGCUCUGCAGCCCUCCCUCUUCACGAUGCACCACGUCCCAGAGGACCAAGCUGGCGCCGCGAAGGAGGCGAUACGCCAGGCAGGGAUCAUGAUGGAGGAGCAAGAAUCGAGAGCCCACCUUUUCUUCAAGUGCCGCUACACGAUUCGGCUAUGGAAGUAUCUUAUUGAGAAGCUAGGUCUUGCGCACAUGGAUACAUCCGAGUGGCUCAUGGACGACUCCGUCUACCAGUGGUGGGACAAGAGAACCGACAACCGCAACCCUAACCGGCAAGCCAUGGCCUCCCUAACCAUGCUCGUCUCGUGGACCAUUUGGAAUGAAAGAAAAGCACGCGUGUUCCGCCACAAAAGUGCACCGCCAACCAUCCUACUCACCGCCAUCAUCGACGAGGCCAAGCUUUUGAUGGCCGCGGGCGCAAAGAAAUUAGGGAAUAUUUUUCUGGGCGAGUAA
Messenger RNA from Triticum aestivum (bread wheat), 738 nucleotides. RefSeq lists its product as uncharacterized. The record is from RefSeq and is a predicted model, not a curated record. Lineage: Eukaryota; Viridiplantae; Streptophyta; Magnoliopsida; Poales; Poaceae. Bases 7 to 738 code for a protein of 243 amino acids. The transcript is spliced from 4 exons.